AUGGAAGUCCAAACGGAGCAGCCCGAUGGUAAUGCCCUGACUACUACCAGAGCGAUCCGUGACGCCCUAGCCGGCGAAUCCACAGAGCAGCUCGUGCCUAUCUGGCUGGACCCCAUGGUGGUGAACUCUUCGAACGCUAUUGGCUACUCUGGGGCUCAGGUUGUUACCGACAGUACUGGGACGAAAUACGUUACGGAAACUAUUGCUGUUGAUCCGAGACCAAGAAACCACAGCCAGCUUAGCAAGGAUGUGGAAAAGUUAGCAAGAGUGCUCAGGGAAUCCAAGGAUGUCCCAGGAGUCCUCACUUGCAAGGGAGUCAUCAGAGGGCAGGAAACGGACGGGGCCCCCGAAAAAUUCGAGUUCAUUUAUGAGAUGCCCCCCGCACUCGACAAUGCCCCCAAAUGCCUCAGAACUGUUCUCCUUAAAUCACCGCAAGAGCCACAUCCACUCGAGGAGCGUGUCCUUCUCGCCAAACAGGUUGCAAAGGCAGUCAUGUUCGUACAUAACCUCAACUUUGUCCACAAGAACAUGCGGCCCGAGACCAUCCUAGUCUUCCCCAAUCCGGGGAAGACGCUCGGCAUUCCAUUCAUCGUCGGUUUCCAGAUGUUCCGAGCUGCGGAUGGAUCUUCAUAUAUGGCCGGCGACGAGUCCUGGUCGAAGAACCUCUACCGCCACCCCAGCCGCCAGGGAAACUAUCCUGAUAAUAAGUAUAAGAUGCAGCACGACAUCUACAGCCUAGGCGUCAUUCUAUUGGAAAUCGGCCUGUGGACUCCUCUUGUAGGCCAGAUGGGGGAGCCGGGCGUGGAAUUUUCGCAAAUCGUGCCCUUACUCCAAGACCGCGAUCAAAGGAGGAAAGCUGCCCGGAUCAAGAAGGAGUUGGUCACCAUGGCUUACAACCACUUGCCCCCAAGGAUGGGAACCAAGUAUUCAGAGGUUGUGGUCUCUUGCCUGAUGUGUCUAGAGAGAGACCCCGAGUCGGGCAGUGAAAGUGAAUACCCGGAUGACGAUGGCACCUUGGUUCGUAUGAGAUACAUCCAACUAGUAAGCCCGGCCCUCUUUGUCGAUUUUAACGUCAAUCCCAAAGGCUAAUACUCGUAUUUUAUUGUUCGCAGAUUCUAAACAUGCUUGAAGAAAUUGACGUUUGAGGUGAGGAUUUAAUCGGAGGGGAAGCAGAGCCUUGGUGGAAUGGAGGGGUAGGAUUGGGAGGGUGAAUCGUUU
Molecule: messenger RNA, 1218 nt
Organism: Tuber aestivum (summer truffle)
Lineage: Eukaryota; Fungi; Ascomycota; Pezizomycetes; Pezizales; Tuberaceae
Source: the annotation of a GenBank genome assembly